AUGGUGGGUCUGAAGCCCCCCGAGGUGCCCCCGACAGCCGCCGUGAAGUUCUUCAGCGCGGGGACGGCCGGCUGCAUCGCCGACCUCGUCACCUUCCCCCUGGACACCGCCAAGGUGCGGCUGCAGAUCCAGGGCGAGGUGCGGAUCCCCCGCGGCGCCGGCACCGUGCAGUACCGGGGCGUUUUGGGGACGCUGAGCACCAUGGUGAGGACGGAGGGACCCCGCAGCCUGUACAGCGGGCUGGCGGCCGGCCUGCAGCGCCAGAUGAGCUUCGCCUCCAUCCGCAUCGGGCUCUACGACUCCGUCAAGCAGCUCUACACCCCCAAGGGUGCCGAGAGCGCAGGGCUGGGGGCGCGGGUGCUGGCGGGCUGCACCACGGGCGCGGUGGCGGUGACGUGCGCCCAACCCACCGACGUGGUCAAGUUUCGGUUCCAGGCCAACGGGGCGCUGCCGGCGGGCGCCCGGCGGUACAGCGGGACGGUGGACGCCUACUGCACCAUCGCCAGGGAGGAGGGCGUCCGCGGGCUGUGGCGAGGUAGGGACGGAGUAUCUCCUUUAUCUCCCAAGUGUACUGUAUGUUUAACUAAGCUAUCACUGUCAGAUUACUUGAGAAGUCACGCUCAGCUCUGCCCUGCAGACACCCCCCCCUGCCAUUUCGUGGCCGCCUUCGGCGCCGGCUUCUGCGCCACGCUGGUGGCGUCGCCGGUGGACGUGGUGAAGACGCGGUACAUGAACGCCGGCCCCGGGCAGUACCGCAACGUGCUCAGCUGCCUCCUCGCCCUGCUGAUGCAGGACGGCCUCGCCGGCUUCUACAAGGGGUGA
Molecule: messenger RNA, 822 nt
Organism: Opisthocomus hoazin
Lineage: Eukaryota; Metazoa; Chordata; Aves; Opisthocomiformes; Opisthocomidae
Source: RefSeq, a predicted model, not a curated record